Apiotrichum porosum is the source of this 2148-nucleotide messenger RNA. RefSeq lists its product as uncharacterized. The transcript has 4 exons. Bases 1 to 2148 code for a protein of 715 amino acids. The record is from RefSeq and is a predicted model, not a curated record. Gene Ontology annotation, molecular function: protein binding. NCBI's taxonomy places the organism in Eukaryota, Fungi, Basidiomycota, Tremellomycetes, Trichosporonales, Trichosporonaceae.
AUGUCUCCGCCAACAAGCUCGGCGGCGACGCCGAGUCCCUCGGACGCUACGUACCCCGACGACGCUGCAGCGGCCGCGGCGCGCACGCUCGCGCUCACGAUUCCCGUGCUCGGGUCAGCCAGCGCGCAAGCGCUCCCGCUCGCGUCGCCGUCCCACCUCGCCCACACGCAUUCGCACACCCACUCUCUUUCGCACUCGCAUUCGCACUCGCCGCACAACAGCAUCUCGUCCAGCACACAUACCGUUGCGCCCGUUAAUAUCCCGUCGCAGGCCUUGUCGCCACCUACACCCGCGCCAAGCCCGACCCCGACCGAGCGCUGGAGCUAUGGCCCGCUGCACGUCGGUGACGACGAGGAUGAGGAUACAGAGGACGCUGAAGGCGCCAACGACCUGCUGACACGGUUCCGGACGCUGGCCAAGGACGAGCGGUUCGCGUUCCUGUCCUCGCUCGUGUCCGAGCUGCAGCUCAACGAGGCGCUGGUGGUCUCGAGCAAAAUCGCCCCACGGCUCAAGCGCGAUUUCCUGUCCGACUUGCCCAUCGAGCUCGCUCUGCACUGCGUGAGCUUUAUCGACGACGCACGCACCCUGGGCCGCUGCAUGCGCGUGUGCAAGUACUGGAACGAGCUGCUCCAGGACGAGCGGUUGUGGCAGGACAUGCACGACAAGCAGCUGUACCGUCCAACCCUGCCGCUUUCAAACGUGCCCCACCCGCCCCCCUCCGUGGCGGCCGUCACCAGCACGGCGUCGGGCAGUGGCAAGAAGGACCCUGCUCCUCUCCAUUCAUCCUGGGCUCGCGGGUUCUCUUCGCGUGGCGCGGCGCACCGCGCGCUCCAGCAGCCCCGCACGUUCCGUGACAAGUUCCGCGACGCAUACCUCACCGAGGCCAACUGGCUGAGCGCAGGCAGGCUGCUCACAACGCACUCGAGUAUGGGCGACAGUGUUGUCACGUCUUUGGUCGUCAAUGACGAGUUUAUCGUUAUUGGCAUGGCAAACUCGAAGAUUCACGUGUUCGACGUCACCACUGGCCACUACCGCCAGUCCCUGCUGGGGCAUGAGCUUGGUGUGUGGGCCCUCGUCCUUGUCUCGCCGCGCAAGGCCAACGACCGCCGCUUUGAGCAACCCCAGCCCAAGCGCUGGGAAGACGGUAGUCGCCGUGCCAGCUUCUCGUCGGCAUCGGCAAACGGCAGUUCCAACCCUCCCUUCCGCUCCAACUCGGCGGCGGAAAGUGAUCGCCGCCCGUCACGCCUCACCAAGCGCAUGCGGUCCAGCGACGUGUGUGGCGCCGCGGCAGGCUGGGGCCUCAACCGCACCCUCGUGGUGUCGGGUGGCUGUGAUCGCGAGGUCCGCGUGUGGGACCUUGCGACGGGCGAAUGUGUCUUUUCGCUCCGUGGCCACUCGAGCACCAUCCGCUGCCUCAAGGUCCUCGAUGGCCGCCCCAUCGCCGUCUCUGGCUCGCGCGACUUUACGCUCCGCGUAUGGGACAUUGACCGUGGGCGCAUGCUGCGAGUGCUUGCGGGUCACGACCAGAGCGUGCGCUGUAUCGAGGUGGCCGGUAACCAGGUUGUCUCGGGUUCUUACGAUUACACUUGCCGCCUCUGGGACAUUGACACGGGAGAGUGCCUCCAGGUCUUUGAGGGCCACUACCACCAGAUCUACGCGGUGGCGUUUGAUGGCGAGCGCGUCGUGUCGGGCUCGCUCGACUCGACCGUCCGCGUCUGGGAUGCUGGCUCAGGUGAAUGCCUCGCCAUUCUCCAGGGCCACACCUCGCUGGUGGGCCAGCUCCAGCUCUCAGGCGACCGCCUCAUCACCGGCGGGUCGGACGGGCGCGUGAUCGUCUUUGACCUGAACGACUAUUCCUGCGUACACCGUCUCUGCGCACACGACAACAGUGUCACCUGCCUGCAGUUUGACGACCGUUUCGUCGUGUCGGGCGGAAACGACGGUCGCGUCAAGCUGUGGGAUGUCCACACGGGCACGUUUAUCCGCGAGCUCACCCGUCCUUGCGACGCGGUCUGGCGCGUCUGCUUCCGCGACGACAAGUGUGUCAUCCUCUGCCAGAGGAACGGCAAGACGGUGCUCGAGGUCCUCGGGUUCAGGCCGCAGGACGAGAAGAUCACGCCGGGUUUCUCGCGAACCCCGGAUUGGUAG